CAAGCCUGAGGCGCUAUAGAACAUUCCGUAGAAGAGAGGAGGAGAGGUCAUGUACCAUAUGUGCGUUGAACCUCUAUCCGUAGAUAUACAUGCCUCUCAUGCCUAUUCGCACCGUAGAGCCGGUCGCUGUUAGCAGCAGCGCAGCACUGGCAUCAAUUGCAUACUUACCCAGUCAUUUAACACAAAUCCUUGCUCAGUCCUCACGAUCAUUUAUCAUUUCGCACGCAAUGCAGCAUUCGCUUUCGCUCGCUUUCUCACACGUAAUUCCUGCAAAACUCGGACGGAAUACCAAAAAUUACGCCAUUGGACGCAGGCGACAUACCCUUGGGCGCCGCAGCCGCGACAAUGUUGUUUUUCUUUCUUUUUUUCUUGGAGCGGCUCCAUGGCUGGUGGCAUUAUACAUAUUCUAAGAAGACAUUAGAAGGAUGCAGGAGGGGCGAGGGGCCUCUUGUUGUGUGCUUGGUCCUAUCGGAAAAAAGAGCCGCAGCGGGUAGUGUACUAACUCAUAAAUCAGUCCUCGCGGAGGAAGACAGUCAUUCCUCCGUAAUCAGUAGUUUACUACCAAUGCAUCUAGUUGUAUAGAGUGCUUCCUUGGGCAUAAAAUCAAUUCUCUUUGACUC
Messenger RNA from Laetiporus sulphureus 93-53, 620 nucleotides. RefSeq lists its product as uncharacterized. The transcript has a single exon. Lineage: Eukaryota; Fungi; Basidiomycota; Agaricomycetes; Polyporales; Laetiporaceae. The coding region runs from base 90 to 410 and encodes 106 amino acids. The record is from RefSeq and is a predicted model, not a curated record.